Messenger RNA from Mycena citricolor, 303 nucleotides. The record is from the annotation of a GenBank genome assembly. Lineage: Eukaryota; Fungi; Basidiomycota; Agaricomycetes; Agaricales; Mycenaceae.
AUGCGCUAUCGGAGCAUUUGGUACUUUGUGCGGUGGAAGGGCUACGAUUCGUCGCACGACCAAUGGGUUAAGCACUCUGAUAUCUUCGCAGAGGACGCUAUAGCGGCAUUCUACCGCAAGCACCCCAACAAGCCACGCAUCAUUGCUGCCGCCAUCUUUGACUCCCUUCCGUUCCAGCACCCCUCUGCCACCAUCCGCACGCUGCGUCGAGGCGCCGCAAUCCAAGGGGGGGGGGUGAUGUCAGGGGAACCCCCGCUUCGGACCGCUCUGCCUUCGAUCAGGCAUGUGAUCGCGCUCGCGUGA